Neomonachus schauinslandi (Hawaiian monk seal) is the source of this 3068-nucleotide messenger RNA. RefSeq names its product phosphoribosyl pyrophosphate amidotransferase (gene PPAT). The transcript has 11 exons. Gene Ontology annotation, molecular function: amidophosphoribosyltransferase activity. Gene Ontology annotation, biological process: purine nucleobase biosynthetic process; purine nucleotide biosynthetic process. Lineage: Eukaryota; Metazoa; Chordata; Mammalia; Carnivora; Phocidae. The record is from RefSeq and is a predicted model, not a curated record. The coding region runs from base 124 to 1677 and encodes 517 amino acids.
AGCGAGGGUCGAGCGGCUGGGGAAGGAAGCGAGCCUCUGAGGCGUACGGGCCGAGCGGGCAGCUGGUUGGUGCUCAGGCCCCUGCUGCGGCGGCAGGUCCCUGCACGUGUUUUCGGCAACGACAUGGAGCUGGAGGAGUUGGGAAUCCGAGAGGAAUGUGGCGUAUUCGGGUGCAUCGCCUCAGGAGAGUGGCCCACGCAGCUAGAUGUGCCGCAUGUGAUCACUCUGGGACUCGUGGGGCUGCAGCACCGGGGUCAGGAGAGUGCUGGUAUUGUGACCAGCGAUGGGAAUUCAGUACCAACAUUCAAAACACACAAGGGAAUGGGUCUUGUAAAUCAUGUCUUUACUCAAGACAAUUUGAAGAAAUUAUAUAUUUCAAACCUUGGAAUUGGACACACAAGAUACGCCACUACAGGAAACUGUGAAUUAGAAAAUUGUCAGCCCUUUGUUGUUGAAACACUUCACGGGAAAAUAGCUGUGGCACAUAAUGGCGAAUUGGUAAAUGCUGCUCAAUUAAGGAAAAAGCUUCUGCGGCACGGUAUUGGUUUGUCAACAAGUUCUGAUAGCGAAAUGAUUACCCAGUUACUGGCCUAUACCCCUCCUCAGGAACAAGAUGGCACCCCAGAUUGGGUAGCAAGGAUUAAAAACUUAAUGAAGGAAGCACCCACAGCAUACUCCCUGCUUAUAAUGCACAGAGAUGUUAUUUAUGCAGUACGAGAUCCUUAUGGAAAUCGUCCUUUAUGCAUUGGACGUCUUAUGCCUGUAUCUGAUAUAAAUGAUAAAGAGAAAAAAUCUUCAGAAAUAGAAGGAUGGGUGGUAUCUUCAGAAUCUUGUAGCUUUUUAUCAAUUGGUGCAAGAUAUUACCGUGAAGUCUUGCCUGGAGAAAUCGUGGAAAUAACCAAACGUAGUGUCCAAACUCUUGACAUUAUACCAAGGUCUGAAGGAAACCCGAUGGCUUUUUGUAUCUUUGAAUAUGUUUAUUUUGCAAGACCAGAUAGUAUAUUUGAAGACCAAAUGGUUUACACAGUAAGAUAUCGCUGUGGUCAGCAGCUCGCAAUUGAAGCCCCUGUGGAUGCAGAUUUGGUUAGCACUGUUCCAGAAUCUGCUACACCUGCUGCUCUUGGUUACGCAGGAAAGUGUGGGCUUCCAUAUGUGGAAGUGCUAUGUAAAAACCGGUAUGUAGGAAGAACCUUCAUUCAACCAAACAUGAGGUUAAGACAACUUGGUGUUGCAAAAAAAUUUGGAGUAUUGUCGGACAACUUUAAAGGCAAAAGAAUUGUUCUUGUAGAUGAUUCAAUUGUAAGAGGCAAUACCAUUUCACCCAUAAUCAAAUUGCUCAAAGAAUCUGGUGCAAAAGAGGUACACAUUAGAGUGGCUUCACCACCAAUUAGAUAUCCAUGCUUUAUGGGAAUAAACAUACCAACAAAAGAAGAGCUUAUUGCCAAUAAACCUGAAUUUGAACAUCUUGCGAAAUAUCUGGGAGCAAACAGUGUUGUAUAUCUGUCAGUGGGAGGACUGGUUUCAUCUGUACAAGAAGGGAUAAAGUUUAAAAAACAGAAAGUGGAAAAGCAGGAUAUUAUGAUUCAAGAGAAUGGGAAUGGUCUGGAAUGCUUUGAAAAGAAUGGUCAUUGUACAGCUUGUCUCACUGGAAAAUACCCUGUGGAAUUGGAGUGGUAGCUGGUAGGGACAGAUAAGAUUUUUCAAGAUAUAAAGUUGGUUAAGAAGUUUUAGUGGUGGUUAACAUCCUAUCCAUUUACUGUUGUUACUCCCUUGAAACGAUGUAAAAUGCCACAUGCUUAUGUUUACCUUUACAAGUUUUGAGAGUUCUGAAAAGAGUACCAAAGUGCUAUGCUUUCCUUAACAAUCCUAGAUAAAUACUUUGGUGUUAUCUAGGAAUUUGGAUGAUCCUUUCAGUUUUAUUUAGUAGUUUAGUACUUUGAGUCUACCACUUCCGAGGUCAUAUACAUUUAAUUUCGCAUCAGCAACAAUAAUGCAAAGAAUAGGUAAAUUUCUGUUUUAGUGAGGAUUGUCAGGCACUGUACCUUCCCACAGAUUCUUAGAGAAUUUUGUGGAAUGUUUCUUGAAAGUUAUUGAAAUUCAGUUGUGGAGUAUUUUCAUAAUUGAAACCUUGCUAAUCGUAAAUAAUACUACAACACUGGUGUUUCUUUUGUUUUUUGUUCUUUUUUUUUUUAACGCACAAGCAUCAGCUAGCCUUUUUUUACCUGGUCAGAGAAGGUGGGGUGAGUGGCAUUUGCCAGGUCCACGCUUUAAAGAGUUUGCAAGAGGUUAGACUAAGGUGGUGUGAUGUAAACAGGACAUGAGUUAAAUAUAACAUUUCAUGCAAACCUUGAAUCCAUUAUAUCCCAAAAGUGUCAGGCUCCUGGAGUUCUCAGUGUGGUUUUGACCUUGGCUUCCCUGUCUAACAAAACUUAAAACAAGAACAACAAAUACAUACCUUUUUGUGCCUCACCUUUCCCGCCUGUGCAACGGGGUACUUACAUUACUUAAAUAAUUAAUAGGAAUGUGAAAAAGUGUCAUACUUUUGGUGGUUAGAGCCAUCAUUUCACCCCUCAAUAGUGCAUGAUCAUUAGUUUUUGAAAUGUUGGCUGUUACUCUGAAAUUGAGAUUUCAUUAUGAUGAAGGGAGACAGUUUAGCAGUGCUUUGCCACCUGUCUUUGAGAUGUCUUAAAAAUGAUUCUAAAAACAUGUCUGUGGAAGGUGCUUUCCUACAUUUGAUUAUAAAGUACAUUUGAUUCAUACUACUUAGUGCCCUUAUAGUAUAAGCCCAGCAAGUAACCUAGUACAUUUGAAGUAAAAAAUUUUUAGAUUCUAACAACCCUUUUACCCUUAUUAAUUAUAUUUUCUUUUAAUGAACUGCUGCUUGAUCAUUUGCAAACAUAUACACAUAUAUAUGUAUAAAUAUAUAUACAUAGUUGGAAUUAAAUGAUCAAGUAGAAACAUUGUAGGGGCCAAUUUUGCUUAAGAAUCAAGGUGACAACUGGGGCGCCUGGGUGGCUCAGUCGUUAAGCGUCUGCCUUUGGCUCGGGUCAUGAUCCCAGGGUCCUGGG